Seriola dumerili (greater amberjack) is the source of this 1247-nucleotide messenger RNA. Its product is annotated as actin-related protein 2/3 complex subunit 5-like. The coding region runs from base 110 to 562 and encodes 150 amino acids. Gene Ontology annotation, molecular function: actin filament binding. The transcript has 4 exons. Gene Ontology annotation, cellular component: actin cytoskeleton; Arp2/3 protein complex; cytoplasm. The record is from RefSeq and is a predicted model, not a curated record. NCBI's taxonomy places the organism in Eukaryota, Metazoa, Chordata, Actinopteri, Carangiformes, Carangidae. Gene Ontology annotation, biological process: Arp2/3 complex-mediated actin nucleation; regulation of actin filament polymerization; cell migration.
ACGAACAGGAAGUGAGGAAGUAAGGAAGCGUAGACCGCACAGCUGAACUGCAGAUAUCUGCUGCCCUGAAAUCCUGUGUUUCUCUGAACAACCACUGCUGUGUCCAAACAUGUCUAAAAACACGGUGUCCGACCGCUUCAGGAAAGUGGACGUGGAUGAAUACGACGAGAACAAGUUUGUGGACGAGGACGACGGAGGAGAGAACCAGGGAGGUCCGGACGAAGCAGAAGUCGACGGUCUGCUCAGACAGGGGAACAUGAACGGUGCUCUCCAUGCUGUGCUGAAGAACCCUCCAAUCAACACCAAGAACCAGAAUGCCAAGGAGCGAGCAGAGCAGCUGGUGGUCAAAGUGCUGAGCAGCUUUAAGAGCAGUGACAUAGAGAAAGCUGUGGGCUCUCUGGACAGAGCGGGAGUGGACCUGCUGAUGAAAUACAUCUACAGAGGCUUCGAGAAACCAUCGGACAACAGCAGCGCUGUGCUGCUGCAGUGGCACGAAAAGGCUCUGGCUGUGGGAGGGGUGGGCUCCAUAGUCAGAGUCCUGACCGCCAGGAAGACCGUCUGAUGGUCCAGGACCCAACAGAUUCCAUCUGUGAAUGGACAUUAGACAAGAAUAUGGCCGAACACAAAGUCACCGGAGCCGACGACAGAGACACGUCUCUUCUUCUUCUGCUGCUGCUUUUGGACAUGAUCCCUGUUUGUUUUUGUACUGGAACUGAGUGUCUUCUUGAUGCAACUCCUUCCUCUUUUUUCUGCAUUCACUAUUUUCAGUCACAUGUCUGGGAUUUAGACGUGCUGGCAGUGAGACAGGGAGGUGCUGGCACCUCACACUGUCUGUGUUUCCAGCAGUCCACACAGAAGACACUUAGGAUGCUUCACUCAGACACUUUCUGUCCACAGCGGCUCUUCGCUCCUUUCAAACUGCUUCACAGCUGCUCUGAUGCCUCUGCUGGCUCGCUCUAAAAUCUCUCCUCCUCCUCUUCCUCCUCUUGUCCUCUUCCCCCUCCUUUCCCUCUGAAGCCUCUGAGUCAUCCAGGUUGAGGAAAUGGAAAAGAUUGUUCUGGGGUGGGCUGUCAGACUGGUGACCUGUCCAGGGUGUUUCCCCGCCUUUGGUCCAGUGCAUGCUGGGUUCUUUUUUCCCUAACGUUCUAACUUCUGAACAUCUGUUCUAUUUUUUUGCUAUUUAGACCAAUCCCACAUUGCUUCUAUUCUUUUUAUAUCUGAAAUAAAGAAAAAAGAAAAUAAAUUUA